AGCGAACCCCGCUAGGCGGCGGUGUGAUUCCUCCCAGUCUGUGAAGCGCACUGAGAUCAUCAGGCGAAGAAGAAAAUACAGCGAGCCACAACGUGAGAGCCAUGCCGAAAUCCAAGAGGGACAAAAAAGUUUCUUUAACCAAAACAUCCAAGAAGGGGUUGGAAGCCAAGCAAAAUCUGAUCGAAGAGCUGCGGAAAUGUGCAGACAUCUACAGAUACGUGUUUGUGUUCUCAGUAGAAAACAUGAGAAACAACAAACUAAAAGACAUCAGGACGGCCUGGAAACACAGCCGGUUCUUCUUUGGUAAGAACAAAGUCAUGAUGAUCGCGCUGGGUAAAGGACCGACAGACGAACACAAAGAUAAUCUGCAUAAAGUGAGCAAGUUUCUCAGAGGUGAAGUAGGUGUUCUGUUCACAAACAAAACCAAAGACGAGGUUCGAGAAUAUUUCAGUAACUUUAAAGAGGUGGAUUACGCUCGAGCGGGUAAUGUAGCGACCAUGGCCGUGACGCUGGAUCAGGGUCCGCUGGAGCAGUUUCAACACUCAAUGGAGCCUCAGCUCAGACAGCUGGGCCUUCCUACAGCUCUGAAGAAAGGUGUGGUGACGCUGAUAAAGGAUUUUGAAGUGUGUAAAGAGGGAGACACACUCACACCUGAACAGGCUCGAAUUCUGAAACUCUUUGAAAUCGAAAUGGCGGAAUUCAAAAUGUCAAUUAAGUGCAUGUGGAAUUCUGAAUCCGGGGACUUUGAAAAGCUGACGGACGGUGACAGCGAUGAGAACAAGAAAGAGGAAACGAAUGAAGACUCCGAGGACGGAGAAGGAAGUGAAUAAAACCUGGACACAGGCAAUGGACUUUUUUUGUAAACAUUCGUUGUGUUGAUCCAACAUAAAACCAUGAAACGUUUUAUUGAGUGUUCUUUAAGUGAGUUGCGCAUUACUAUCACAGUCAUCUGCACACUGUUUAGUUUCUAUUGUCUCGGUAUUCUACAAAAAUAUAAAGGUUAGUAUGACUGUA
Messenger RNA from Onychostoma macrolepis, 1014 nucleotides. RefSeq names its product MRT4 homolog, ribosome maturation factor (gene mrto4). The transcript has 8 exons. The record is from RefSeq and is a predicted model, not a curated record. Gene Ontology annotation, biological process: ribosomal large subunit assembly; ribosomal large subunit biogenesis; rRNA processing. Lineage: Eukaryota; Metazoa; Chordata; Actinopteri; Cypriniformes; Cyprinidae. Gene Ontology annotation, cellular component: preribosome, large subunit precursor; nucleolus. Gene Ontology annotation, molecular function: RNA binding. The coding region runs from base 102 to 830 and encodes 242 amino acids.